Molecule: messenger RNA, 2031 nt
Organism: Molossus molossus (Pallas's mastiff bat)
Lineage: Eukaryota; Metazoa; Chordata; Mammalia; Chiroptera; Molossidae
Gene: STMP1
Product: short transmembrane mitochondrial protein 1
Exons: 3
Coding region: 93-236 (47 amino acids)
Source: RefSeq, a predicted model, not a curated record
GCCGACGCGGGUCCCGCCCCUCGCACCGCGGGAGGCGGAUAGGAACGGCCCACCGAGCUGCUACCACCCUUCGCUCCCAGCUCGCUGACAUCAUGCUCCAGUUCCUGCUUGGAUUUACUUUUGGCAACCUGGUUGGAAUGUAUCUGGCUCAGAAUUAUGACAUACCAAACCUGGCUAAAAAACUUGAAGAAAUUAAAAAGGACUUGGAUGCCAAGAAGAAACCCCCUAGUUCAUGAGGCCAACUCCGGCGCUGCCUCCAGGAAAUCCUGGCCGUACUCUUCUCCGGGCCUCCUCUACAUCUGAACCAAAGCUCUGUCUUACCUCCAGCAUCAGCCUUUGCUAGACCCUGCGCUGCUUCGAGCACAAAUGGGGCCACGAGUUAAGAACUGUCCGUCCUUACUUUCCCAACAUCUCACCUCUUCCCUGCCUCCGUCCAGCUGCUUGGGAGGUCCUAAGACUGGAAUUAUGGUGCUAGAUUAGUAAACAUGACCUUUAAUUAGUAGUCUCUCCCUUAUUCUUUGGGAUUUCUACUGCCUUUUUCAAAAGAAAAAUCGAUGAGUUUUGUAUAGCUAAUCAGAUAUAAAUAAUAUUGAUUUCAUAGGUUAGCAAUGAUAAUGAGUGUUGAAACAUUUGGUAUUAAAUCAUGUUGUUUCCAGGUCAUUAAAAUUACAAUGUAGAAGCCAGUUUCUGGUGAAUUACCCAUUUAUUUUAUACUGUUCUCAGUAUAACUGACAUAUGACUCCACAGUUGCUCAUUUAACCAGUAAAUCAAUUUGCUACCCAUCAACUGAGAAACUAGUCUGAGAACCCAUCAGAAACUGGGGAAUUAAAAAUAUGUAAAAUGGUGGUCUUUGUCCUCAGUAGACUUCGUAGUCUUGAAUACAUGCUUUCCCUUAGUGAUGUAUUUGAUCUGACUCUUUUUCCUCAAGAGAAUCACGUGUAUUUUAAGUAUAGGUGUAUUUGACAUUACGUGAUGGAUAAAUGAGUUUUAUAUAAAGGAAAUUGUAUGCCUUUUCACAUUUUAAAAAAAUGUAUUUACAUUAUAGCUUCAUAGUGGUUCUCACAAGAACACUUUUUUUUGUUGCAAUCAGAAAUUAUCAUUGUAAUUUGUCAAAUAUAUAAUCGGUCCGUUUUAAAAAAGUAAACAAAAAUGUUUGAAUGCAUCACUUUUCCCGUGGGUCAAGAUACAAGAGUGAUUUAGACUAAAGGGCUUCUCCCACCUCUAGCUCCUAGUUCCUCUUCCUGGAGGUAGGCACUGCCACCAGCUCACUGUGCCUAAACACGUGUGCAUGGGCUGUUUGCACAAAUGAUGACAAACUAUACAUAGAUUCUUUCAGCACCCCCCCCCCCCCUUCAUAUGAGUAUGUAGGGAACAAAGAAUCUCUACUUUUUUGGCUACAUAAGAUUCUGUUGAGUGAAUACACCAUAAUUUAUUUAAUCUAUUAUCACUGAUGAAUAGUUAGGCUGUUUCCUGUCUUUUGCUGUUACAGUGAUAACCUUGAACCUAAUGUUACUAUACGUAUCUAUGCAGGGUAUAGCCAUAAGCUAACAUCCUAAAACUAUAAUUUGCACUAAAUAUAAGUAAAGUCUCAUUUUACUGUGUGUUUUGUUUCAGAGGGCUUAUUGGGCAGCUUCACAGAUAAUGCCAUUUCUGAGGACAUUUUAGCAGAAUCAGCAAACUGGAAGAUUAUUUACCUUUUUUCAGACAGCGAUGAUGCUGAUACUACAUGUGAUUAUAAACUGAAGUGAUUCUGCUUCUCUUUGAAAACAUGGAUCUCUCCUACAUGGAGAUAAGUUUUAUCCAUCAGUUCAUCCUGGUAUGUGAGACAGAUUAGGAUCACAAUAUGGUUUGGCUUCUCCCUAGCAGUGUGACUGUGGGCAAACAGCUUACUUUUCUGAAACUGUUGUAUUCUCUGUAAGAUCUGGACACAAUACCUACCUCACAGGGCUUCCAAGAGAAACACUUGUGAUAAUGUAUGUGCUGCACGGUGCUUUGCAAAUUUGCCCAAUAAAUAGUAGAUUUUAGUCCAAA